Baudoinia panamericana UAMH 10762 is the source of this 1920-nucleotide messenger RNA. RefSeq lists its product as uncharacterized. NCBI's taxonomy places the organism in Eukaryota, Fungi, Ascomycota, Dothideomycetes, Mycosphaerellales, Teratosphaeriaceae. Gene Ontology annotation, cellular component: nucleus. Bases 1 to 1920 code for a protein of 639 amino acids. The transcript has 2 exons. The record is from RefSeq and is a predicted model, not a curated record. Gene Ontology annotation, biological process: mRNA transport.
AUGAUCCGCAGCGAUCAGAAAUGGCACGUCAUUGAUGAAUUUGUGGCGCCAUCGCAAGAUUUGCCCUUCCAACAGGCACCCUUUGGCCGUCUGGCCGCUGAGCUUCGCAACAGCAUAUAUGAGUGCGCUCUGAUCGAAGAUGCUGAGAUCGAUGUCACUUCCUUCCCGAGAACUUAUCCCACGCCGGGCCUCCUCCAUACCUGCAGACAGCUGCGUUCAGAAGCGACCGCAAUUUACUACAGCCGGAACUGCUUCUUGCUCCGGUGCUUCAAGGUGCACAACCCUGCCCUCAAAUGGGUCUUUGCUAUUAGGCAAGAGCAAGCGAGAUUUCUCCGAAGGAUCAAGGUCAAGUCUGAGGAUGCUCGUUACCCUAACCAUAUGCAUCCUGUACUCAAAGCUCUAGCUAUCACUUUGGUUUGUCGGGAUGCGAUACACUUCGACGCGGAUGCUUUCUCGGCACUGUCACAACGCCUUCAGUGCGAAACGUCAACCUUGUUCGAAGCUACUCUCAGCUCUACUGGCUACCCAAGAACGCAGCCCGACUUCCGUUGCACCUCUCGCUCUUCAAUAAUGGUGGCAUCGCCAUGCCGCGCAUGCCGUCCCCAGCAAAUUGCUGACGCAGACAAUUCGACUGCGGAAGAAGGCACUUCACAUGUGCUGAGCCCUUCCUACUUCCGCAAGACAACGAUCGAAGAGUUUGAGACGCGUGAGGCGGAGGGUUCAACCAAGAAGUGGCUUCGGGAGUUGGACAGUAUCACAGAGGAUGAUUUCAGCACAGCAUCUCCUCGUGCGUAUGUUGGCGACUGCACUGACAGUGUCGUUGUGCCGUCAUGCCUACCUGACAUUUAUGGCGCCUACAAUUUCAUUGAAAACUCUGCCCGAGACCGUGGAUUCCCGCAGCUCCCAUCAUCCACCCACACCGUUGAAGCUGCCUGCUUAGUCGCACUGGUGGCCCGUGCGACGGACAUGACAAUCGAGUACGCCUUCGUGCUACUGAACCGGGCGGGUUGGAAACCUGAGCGUGCCAGGCGCGCAUAUUCUAGGGUGCAAGAGGAGCUUCUGGCGGCGCUGUAUAACCGAAAUGAUAUGGAAUCCUUGCAGUCUCGCACUACAUCAGAGCUCGCUCUUGUCUGUUCAGUCUCAGGGUGGUCUUGCGAACACAGCAGUCAAGCAGCCAAACGCGCCGGACUUCGUGGGUGCCAUCGAACUAAUUUACCUUCACCGUUGCCUCGACGAGGUCAAGCCGGUCCUUCCGAUAAGCGUCAAUGGGACUUGGGCUGCGUGCCUCGUCGCCAAGCUCUCCUUCGAGGCGAGCAUGCCGAAUCACAUUACUGGAGCUACGAAGGAGCUAUGCGCGCAUUCCACCGCCUGGGGCAUUCGCUGCCGGCUACACCAUAUCGGACGAACAGCAACACCAAUGAGAUUGGCAGUGUCUUGCACGUUAGCCAGUCCUGCCGGACCAAUCGCGCCAGCGCUACCGAGAAGUCGAUCGUACUGUCGCCCCCACCCGGCCUGCACCGCCCAUAUAAGACUUUCGAGGCCUGCAAAGGCGAGACUGAUGGCGAGAGCGAAGAUAUAUCCAACAAUACGGUUGCGACGUCCCGCAAAACGGCCACAUCUGCUCAAACAGAUAGUUCUCAUCUUAGCAGCACCACCUCAGCUCAUACGAAGCAAUCCGGACCCAGCUAUGAUCGCGCCUCAGGAACCGUUCAGUUGAACGAAGCAAGCCUAAGCCUUCCGCCAUUCGUCGGCAAGGUCGAGGCUGCUUACCUGGUCGGUCAACUCGCCUUCGAAACACGUCUGACGACCGAGUAUGCGUUCGAAUGUCUCAACCGGAACGGCUGGAAUUACGACAAUACGAUGCGCGUGUACAAAGGCGUCAAGCACCUGCUCCCGCGGGCAGCCGUCGAGUCAGACUAA